This is a messenger RNA of Chroicocephalus ridibundus (black-headed gull), 2345 nucleotides long. RefSeq names its product melanopsin-like. Lineage: Eukaryota; Metazoa; Chordata; Aves; Charadriiformes; Laridae. The transcript is spliced from 11 exons. The coding region runs from base 82 to 1791 and encodes 569 amino acids. Gene Ontology annotation, molecular function: G protein-coupled photoreceptor activity. Gene Ontology annotation, biological process: G protein-coupled receptor signaling pathway; phototransduction; visual perception. Gene Ontology annotation, cellular component: plasma membrane. The record is from RefSeq and is a predicted model, not a curated record.
GCGAGGGAAAUCCUGGACGCCAGCCUCCGUCCCUGCCAGCCCAGGCUGCCCGCCCGCGGCCGCGGGGAGCAGGGUUUGAACAUGGGCACCCAGCCACACGCCGUGACCAAGACAGAGGUCCCCGACCAUGUUCUUUACACGGUAGGAACAUGUGUGCUCAUUAUUGGCUCCAUUGGCAUCAUUGGAAACCUCCUAGUUCUCUACGCGUUUUACAGCAACAAGAAGCUGAGGACACCCCAAAACUACUUUAUAAUGAAUUUGGCUGCGAGCGACUUUCUGAUGUCGGCUUCUCAGGCACCCAUGUGCUUUGUCAACAGCUUGCACGGAGAGUGGAUACUUGGAGAUAUAGGCUGUGACUUGUACGCUUUCUGUGGGGCGCUCUUCGGAAUAACCUCAAUGAUGACUUUAUUGGCUAUUUCUGUUGACCGCUACCUUGUGAUCACUAAGCCCCUGCGAUCCAUACAGUGGACUUCAAAGAAACGCACCAUCCAGGUCAUCGCUGUUGUGUGGCUGUACUCGCUGGGAUGGAGCGUGGCUCCGCUCCUCGGGUGGAGUUCCUAUGUGCCUGAGGGCUUGAUGAUAUCCUGUACGUGGGACUAUGUAACCUAUUCUGCUGCAAACAGAAGUUACACCAUGAUUUUAUGUUGCUGCGUGUUUUUUAUUCCCCUGAUAAUAAUAUUCCAUUGCUAUUUAUUUAUGUUCCUGGCCAUAAGACGUACUGGCAGAGACGUUCAAAAGCUGGGGUCCUGCAGCCGGAAAUCCUACCUCUCCCAGUCCAUGAAGAAUGAAUGGAAACUGGCAAAAAUUGCUUUUGUGGUCAUCGUUGUGUUUGUCUUGUCCUGGUCUCCAUAUGCUUGCGUCACCUUGAUUGCCUGGGCAGGUCGAGGCAACACCCUAACACCAUAUUCCAAAUCUGUGCCAGCAGUUAUUGCCAAAGCUUCUGCAAUCUACAACCCCAUCAUAUAUGCAAUAAUUCACCCAAGAUACAGAAAAACCAUCCACAAUGCUGUUCCCUGCCUGAGGUUCCUAAUACGAAUAUCAAAGAAUGACCUCCUGAGAGGGUCCAUAAAUGAAUCAUCAUUCAGGACCUCUCUCUCCAGUCAUCAAUCUCUUGCUGGCAGGACCAAGAGCACUUGCGUUUCGUCAGUUUCCACUGGAGAAGCUACGACUGAUUACACUAUGAUGCCUGAGAGUAUCAACUGUGAUGAUUUUAUAAACUGUAAAAUUCACAGAUUAUCCUUACAAUAUGAGACCUGGAGCGAUGUAGAGCUUGACCCUGUAGAACCAGCUCAUAAGAAACUGCAGCCUCGACGGAGUCAUUCUUUCUCAACAAGUGUGAGACAGGAGAAGAGAGACCUGAUCCCAAAGACCUGCAGCUGUGAUGCAGCAACUGCAGAAAAGGUUUCCCUCUCCUCCGGCUCUUUGGAGAAGGUGCUUGGGCGGUCAGUCCUACGCAGUCCCCCUGCAAUGCUCGUGACCAGCUCCCUCAAAGCAGCUUCUCUGCCUGUUGGCUUGAAUAGCAACGGUGUCAGCAGAGCUGGAGACUCAGACGCUUCACAGAUGGCAACUCAAGAAAGUCAAGUUGAUGGAGUCCUGGGUUCUAUCAUUAGCAAUACAGUCCCUCGCAUCAUCAUCAUUCCUACCUCAGAGACCAACCUAUUUCAAGAGGAACUGGAAGAGGAAGAGACUGAAUUAUUCCACUUUCAUGACAAAAAGGGCAAUCUGCUGGACUUGGAAGGGCUUAGCUCAUCCACGGAGUUCCUUGAAGCUGUUGAGAAAUUUCUAUCAUAAGUUUGUCAAAAGAAAACUUUCCUGUAAUUAUUUUUUUGGCAUCUUCUCCACUUAAUUAUACCAAAUAACCAAAGCCUUGUAGGUUAGAUCAUCAGACUUUUUGUAUGUUUAUACAGUAGUCACUAGGCAGCCUUCAGAUUUGUCUUUGUCCAGACCACCUCAGGCAUGGAAACAGGCUUUCUUUCAGAUUGUGCUGCAGGAAAUGAGCAGUGGAAGAUCUGGCAGCACGAUCGAGUGGCAUCGGUCGAGUCGGCCGCCUGCUUCGUGGGGCCCUGAUUUGUAACCACAAAUGGAGUUGCCAGCAGAAGGAAAAAUGACUGAGCGAGAGCAGGAAGAGCUGCUGAAUGUUUCUGCUACCUGUGUGUGAAACAGCAUUCCUGUUUUGGCAGCUCCCUUCUGGACGGCGAUGGGAAGCGCCACCAGACCACAGCUUCUACCAGCCCCAGUGAUGACUCAGACAGUUAGAUGAUCUGAACUAUCUUUUAAUCAAAUUAUUUUUGGUUUGAAGUUCUUUUUCUUCUUAUUUUUUAAAUAGUCAGCUUGCUAAACAUAAA